Molecule: messenger RNA, 4391 nt
Organism: Mya arenaria
Lineage: Eukaryota; Metazoa; Mollusca; Bivalvia; Myida; Myidae
Exons: 34
Coding region: 188-3886 (1232 amino acids)
Source: RefSeq, a predicted model, not a curated record
UGUGUGCACGGAUUGAAAAGUUAUUCGCUGUCGCUUUCUACGAUGAUUUUGCAGCGUUUUCUUAGUGUACAUGGAGUAUCACAAUAUGCAGAUGAUUACGGCGAAGCUUUACUCUGUACUGCAUGGACGUUGAUGUUGAAAAAGUUCCACCAAGAAUGUUUCCAUAGAACAUGAUGUUCUAGCCGCCAUGGGAUGUGUAAGGAGAUGUAUGUGCUGCGCAAUUCGUAUUUGUGUUUUCGGUAACCGACUGCUGAUUAAACUGGCAAGCAAAUGUACCAUUGACGCCAUGAGGUUCCUUACUUUGACACUGUUGCUUAGUUUAAGCAUAAGUACAGCACAGGGCAGUCCUGAUUCCGACUUUCAGAAGGUUAUCGAUGACUAUUGGGAGUGGCGACUUUUGGAGGCCCCAGAAUUCGCAUCCGGAAUUGACGUGCACACGUACGAUGACCGCGUGGAGCAGUUUGGAUUGGACGAUCUGGAUAGGAGAUUUAAUGAAGCGAACGCUUUUUUGAACCGACUGUCCACGGUGACCCGAAAUCAACUCUCGAGUGAACGGCAGGUCAGCUACGACAUUCUGAAUGACAGCCUAGAAGUAUUCAUUGCAGGAUAUGAAUGGAAAAAUUAUGGUCCGAUUAACCCAGUGAACUUUUUGGAAGGCAUGUGGACAGACAUAAGUGAUUUCCUGCCGCCUAAAUUCUCAACAUACGAGGACUUUGUCAACUUCUAUACCAGGGUCCACGGAUGGGGCAAUCAGACUGUGAACUACAUAAGAAGAAUGAGAAUGGCCAUAUCAGAUGGAACAACAAACCACUGGGUGUCUAUGGACGCGUCUAUUGGCCAAAUCGAUAAUCUCAUUGGCUCUUCCAACGAAAACUGUCUGAUAUAUGCUCCUUUCAACGAAGCCCUUGACAACAUUACAAUGCCAGAGGAUAAUAAGACAAAGCUCAGAACCGCAGCUGAUACAGCUUUUACAGUGUUUCGUGAUAACUUCACUGCACUCAAGACGUUCAUUGAGACGGAGUACAAAAAUGCUUCACGAAAGCAAUACGGCGUAAGCUCGUUUCCCCGUGGGAAGGACUAUUACCGAGCUUGCCUACGGUGGCACUUGUCGACGGACAUAACUCCAGAAGAAGUACACGCCCUUGGAGUUCAAGAAGUGGAAAGGAUACAUGGACAGAUGAAACAGGUCAUGACUAAACUGAAGUUCACGGGAACUGUGAAGGAAUUUUUCAACAUGCUCAAAAACAACAGUACAUUUAUUAUACAAUCAAAGGAGGAAACCAUCAACAGAUAUGAAGAGAUCAUUAACGUUCGUAUCAAACCUCGCCUGCAAAAGUUAUUCAAAGAUAUUCCUAACUAUCCUGUCAUAGUAAAGGAGAUGCCCUAUGACGGUCCAGUGGGAACGUAUUUGUCUGGCUCACCAGACGGGUCCCUUCCAGGUGUAUUUUACGCCAACGUCAUGAAACCAACAAACAAUCCGACGUACAUCAUGGUAGCCCUCGCAUUGCACGAAGCAUUACCUGGUCACCAUAUGCAGGAUAUCUACACCCGGGUCGCAACAGGGGUUUCUAAAUUUCAGAAGUUUGGCGACUACUCCAAAUAUUACUCGGUGCCUUAUCAUUUCCCGUUUUACACAGCAAAUAUUGAGGGUUGGGGAUUAUACUCGGAAUCACUCGGCGAAAAGGACUACCUCGAUGUCUAUGAUGACGAAUAUGAACUGAUGGGACGCUACAGCUACGAAAUAUUUCGGGCCUGCCGCCUGGUUGUGGACACAGGACUACAUUAUUUUAAUUGGACAAGAGACGAUGCCAUUGAGUAUGUACUGAACUACACGUCCUUAUCCCGGUCGUCAACAGAGACAGAGAUUGACCGUUAUAUCACCUGGCCUGGACAAGCCACGGCGUACAAGAUUGGUGAAAUCAAAAUAAAGGAAUUACGAAAACGAGCGAUUGAUGAACUUGGUUCAUUGUUUGAUAUUCAAGAUUUUCACUCCAUUUUCUUGGACUUCGGUGCUGCACCUCUGUCUGUCGUAGAGCGACUGGUCGAACAGUGGAUUAAAAACGUAAAAGAAUCAGACUCAUUUGAGAAGAUCUCGAGCGAGUUCUGGGACUGGAGAAUGUCUCAGUCACGUGAAUAUUCCACCACCACCGGCAUGCACAAGUUCAAUGACAUUCUCGAUUCGUAUGCAUAUUCUAAGUUUGAUGAUAACAAGAAGACAGCGGAUGACUUUUUGAAAAGAUUAUCGUGGAUAGACGGAAACAGCUUUACAGGAGAAAAGAAAAUUUCUUUUGAUGUGUUGACAAAUACUCUGAAGACUUUCGUAGCAGGCUACAAAUGGAAAGACUAUCAAGCCCUCAACCCGAUCAAUUUUCAAGAGCUUUGGUUUGCUGGACUUGAUUUGUUUGUCGAUAGAAAUGUUUUUGAUACGGAAGGAGAUUUCACAAACUAUGUCAGAAGACUGGAACUUGCACCUAAGCAGCUAGAUGAGAUGAUCGAGCUGAGCAAGAGGGCAAUUGCAAAUGGCAAUACAAACCAUAACGCUUCUGUGUCUCGUGUUCCUGAAAACAUCGAUGCGCUGGUUGUUUCACCAAAGGAAUCCGCUCUGUACAAGCCAUUCAAUGAAUCAGCUGAGAGAAUAUUUGGCAACAGAACGAACACAAUUGAAAAACGGCUCAUUGAUGCUAUUGAAUCUUUAAACAACAAAUUGCUUGAAGUGAAACAAUUCUUGAUCGAUGACUAUAUGCCUGCGACACGCCCCGGCCUGGGAAUAGGGAGUCUUCCAAACGGCAAGGAAAACUACCAGGCGUGUUUGUAUUUCCAUUCGUCAGUCAAUAUGACCGCUGAAGAGGUCCAUAACAAAGGAUUGGAAGAGGUGGCGAGAAUUGAAAAACUCAUAAGACAGAAAAUGGCUAACGUUGGCUUUCCGGAAAGCACGAGUAUAAAGGACAUGUAUGCAAAUCUAACAAACGAUCCAAAGUUUAUCCUGCCAUCGACAGCAGAGGUAUUGGCAAGAUUUAACGAGCUCAUACAUGGUAGGAUCGAACCUCUGAUUCCGAAAUAUUUCAAACAAGCUCCUUCUCUUCCUCUUGUAGUCCGUGGGAGCAGCACGGACGGAACUUCCGGGGAAUACAGGGUUGGGACACCGGAUGGGUCCCGUCCUGGAGUCUUCAUAGUCAAUCUUUUCUACCCAGAAUACAAUCCGACAUUCAAAAUGGUUUCCUUCAGUCUCCACGAGGCCAUUCCAGGGCACCAUUUAGCUGAAAGUUAUGGAAUCCUCGCCGAUAUUCCUAAAUACAUGCAAAACUUUGAAUGGAUCAGCUACAGUGCUCCAUAUUUCUUCCCCUUCUUCAACUCAUUCUCCGAGGGCUGGGCACUAUAUGCUGAAUAUUUAGGUGAAGAAAUGGGCAUAUACCAAAACGACUACGAAAUGCUGGGCCGUUACAGCGACGAAAUGCUUCGGUCAGUUCGCCUUGUGAUCGACACGGGUAUUCACCAUUACGGAUGGUCUAGAGAUCAAGCAAUAAACUACAUGCUUAACUACACUGCAAAGACUCCUCGUUCUGCAGCAACACAGAUAGACCGAUACUCUAACUGGCCAGGCCAGGCCGUUGGAUACAAGAUAGGUGAACUGAAGAUCAAGGAGCUAAGACAAAGAGCAACAACAGCUCUCGGGGACAAGUUCGACCUUGCCGAAUUCCACUAUACGGUAUUGAGGUACGGGGCUUUACCAUUGGACAUUCUUGAAAACGUGAUUGACAGUUGGAUAGCCGAUCAAAAGCAGAAUAGUACAACGCCUGACUGCAAAAACCCAGUUAGCGGCGUCACCAGGAACAUUCCAUGUUCAUGGGCCGUGGUACUGUUCAUCCUAGUAAUGCUAAAUAUGUAGUAAUAUCUCGAGGCAAUUAUGCUGCUUAGUAAUAAUAUUACGCCAAAUAAUAAGUCCUAUUUGCAAAUGUCUUUUCCGCAAAUAUAUAAAGAGGCAUUUUUCUUAUUCUAUGUGCUGUGAUCUAAGUGGAUUAAACUUGUAUAUAAUCAGUGCCUUAUGCAAAUGUCUUUUCCACAAAAAAUAUAAAAUGACAUGUUUUUUCUUGUUCUGUGUGCUUUAAACCAAGGUUAUUAAACUUGUAUAUAAUCUGUGCCUUAUGCAAAUGUCUUUUCCACAAGUAUAUAAUGUGACAUGAUUUCUUAUUCUGUGUGCCUUAUUAAACUGUCCUUUUCAAAAACAUAUUACAUGCCAUCUUUGUUAUUUCAAGCGUAUUAAACUUGUAUAAUAUCAGUGCCGUAUGGAAAUGCCCUUUCCACUAAAAUAUCAUGUGACAUAUUUCUUAUUCAGUGUGCUGUAAACAAAGUGUAUAAAAAUUGUAUAUAUUGAUAAUAAAUUCCAUAUUCAA